Ceutorhynchus assimilis (cabbage seed weevil) is the source of this 876-nucleotide messenger RNA. The record is from the annotation of a GenBank genome assembly. NCBI's taxonomy places the organism in Eukaryota, Metazoa, Arthropoda, Insecta, Coleoptera, Curculionidae.
CAAAAUGUCAAGUAGAAAUAUUUUGAUUUGUCUAGCCAAAUUUAAAUUACCAAAAAAUAGUGUUUUGAGCGGACAAAAUUCGGUCAGAUACUAUUCAAGAAAAGUAAGCAACACUAAUGGACCAUAUAAAAUAGUAAAAGGCAAAAGACCUGAGCCAGAUUCAAAUUUGGUAUGGCGUGAUCCCAGCUUUGAAUUGCUUGCCUCUAAUGGGUUUCCAUUAUUUCUGAGAGGCAACAUCGGUUUGGCCUGGUACGACACACAAACCACAAUAAAAACUCACCAUGAAAUCAUUAUGGAACAAGUUGAAGAUACAGGUGACAAUCCCGAUUCUGAUAUGAUUUUGAGGGUGCAAACUUGCCCUACAGUUUUGAGGCAAACUGUUUGCGAACUGUUUCCUUACAGGACUCUAGAAAAGAGUGAAUUGUCUGUUAUAACGAUUAAUUUGAAGCCAGAUUUGAAACAAGUUAGAGUCAAUAAGGAAGUGGAAACUGAAAAACUUGCUCAAAUGUUUUUAAUUACUGCCAAAAAUAUUUGCUCAAAACUAAGAAAUAACGGUUACUGGGCUGAUUUCAUAAAUCCAUUUUCUGGUCGUCCUUAUUUAGUCCCUAGUGGCUCAAACGAACUAUACAAAACUGAUGAGAAGUUUAGAUGUUUGGAUUUUCAAAUAUUUGAAAUUGACGAAUGUAAAGUUGUUUCCAAUGAGGAGGGAUUUAUAGCUAAAAGAUUCGUAGGCAGCCUUUUCACUAAUGCACCCUGCAAUAAGCAACAUUUGAACGCCAUUUUUACGGACGCAAGAAAUUAGUCAAAAAAAAAAAAAUACACUUCAUUAUUGUAAAUGUAAUAUAAUUAAUUUGAAAAAAAUAUUUUUAAUUUCAA